Messenger RNA from Gracilinanus agilis (Agile Gracile Mouse Opossum), 2259 nucleotides. RefSeq names its product Ly1 antibody reactive (gene LYAR). Gene Ontology annotation, biological process: rRNA processing; negative regulation of transcription by RNA polymerase II. The coding region runs from base 729 to 1907 and encodes 392 amino acids. The record is from RefSeq and is a predicted model, not a curated record. Gene Ontology annotation, cellular component: nucleolus. Gene Ontology annotation, molecular function: DNA binding. The transcript is spliced from 11 exons. NCBI's taxonomy places the organism in Eukaryota, Metazoa, Chordata, Mammalia, Didelphimorphia, Didelphidae.
AGUCUUGUCUUCCUCGAUCCCUUCAGCUACAUUCCAAGGGCUUCCUUACCUGUCUGAGCUGGCAGGAGCGCGCCCUUCUCCUCCUGUUCCUCGGACUCCUUCUGCCCCAGCCACUCAGCGGAGCACCAAAGGCUCCGCCGACGGCCGCUGGGCCCGGCGGUUUGACAGCACUUCUUGUGCCAGAGCACUUCCUUGAACGUCACUUCCUCCAGGAGAAGAUGGGGACCGGAGGCGGGGCCGAGGAUAAGAGAAAAGGGGAGAGUGUGUCGCACGCAUGCGCGAGUUCUCCAGUUCGCGGUCUCCGCUGCUUACUCGGAUCUGAGGAGUCCCAGAUAGUUGGCGUGGACUAGAAGCGGGAGGCGGACUCGCGGGACCGCCCCGAGAGAGCCCACGUGCUGGGCGCGGGCGGUUGAAACGGUUCCCCGGCGCGCGGCGGGGAAAAAAGUGCCAACCUGCAUCAGCAGAGAAAGUUUUCUCACCCAGUAGUUCCAAAGGCCAAGGAGCAAGGAACAGAAAUGGAAGCAGUGGCUGGAGGCUUAUAAUUGAGGGACUGAGUGAAGUCCCUGGCCAGUUGAUUGUGGACAGCAGCAUAACUUCUGGCCACUUGUUCUCCUUUCUGAAGGCUUGGUAGGACGCCCCUUUCAAGCAGUCCUUCCCCCACAGGUUCACAAAACUUCAGUUCCAGCAUUUUCAUCUAUUUUGGGUAGAGUAAAACAGCAUUUACUAAAAUGGUAUUUUUUACAUGCAAUGCAUGUGGAGAAUCAGUGAAGAAAGGGCAAGUGGAGAAACAUGUGAAUAUUUGCAGAAACUGUCAAUGCCUUUCUUGCAUUGACUGUGGCAAAGAUUUCUGGGGUGAUGAAUACAAAAAACAUGUGAAGUGCAUCAGUGAAGAUCAGAAAUAUGGGGGCAAAGGAUAUGAGGUCAAAACCAACAAAGGAGAUGUUAAACAGCAAGAAUGGAUUCAGAAGAUUCAUGAAGUAAUGAAGAAACCCACUAUUAGCCCCAAAUUGCGAGAAAUUUUAGAAAAAGUUAGCGGUUUUGAUAACAUUCCAAGGAAAAAGGCCAAAUUUCAGAAUUGGAUGAAGAACAGUUUAAAAAUUUAUAAUGACUCUCUUCAGGAACAGGUGUGGGAUAUCUUUUCUGAAGCUACCAGCAAUGGACCAAAUACAAAAGAACAAGAGAAACAGCCCCUCAACCAAGUGGAGAAUCAACAUGCAGAAAACAAAAUUAAGACAACACCCACUGAAGUCAGUGAAAGAACAGUUGGACAACCAGAAGCAAAGAAGAACAAAAGAGAACGCAAAGAAGAAAGACAGAAGAACAGGAAAAAAGAAAAGAAAGAACUGAAGUUAGAAAACCAUCAGGAAAAUUCAAGUGACCAGAAAUCCAAAAAGCGCAAGAGGAGCCAGGUAGAAGAACUUGAUGCUAACCAGGAAGAAAAGUCAGAAAUUAACAACACAGAAAAGAAGAAAAAUAAGAAGAAAAAACCCAAGAAGGAAUGUGCCGCAGAAUCAGAAGUGAAUGGAAAUGGGAAUCAUGUUGAAAUGACAGAGGAAGAGACGAAAGCACCUGCAGAAAAAAGGAAACGUAAGCAUUCAGAAGAAGAAGCUGAUUCUAAGAAGAAAAAAAUGAAACAUACAGAAGAUACUAACUUAGAGACUGAAGAGAGUGAAACACCUAUAAAAGGGAAAUUCAACUGGAAAGGAACUAUCAAAGCUGUUCUGAAACAGGCCCCCGACAAUGAAAUAUCAAUUAAAAAAUUAAGGAAAAAGGUUUUAGCUCAAUACUUUGCAGUGACUAAUGAACACCACAAAUCUGAAGAGGAGCUGCUAGUCAUCUUUAACAAGAAGAUCAGCAAGAACCCCAGCUUUAAGCUCUUAAAGGAGAAAGUAAAACUUUUGAAAUGAACAUUUUCCUACUUUGUUAAGAAAUAUGCACUAUUCCUAACUUCUACCAUCCAUCACUAUUUGUAAAACAGUUAGAGAAUUUGACAGCCACUCAGAUUUUGUGUUGUUGUUGUUGUUUUUUAAAUGUUAAGGAAAAUGUAUAUUUUUUGGUAGAGCUUUUAACUGAAAAUAAAGAUAACUGCUGCCCAUUCUUCUAAAUUUUUGGUAUAGAAAAUUACUGGAGCUGAGAAAACAUGAAUUUUUUUUAUUAGAAUAUACUGAUAUCUUGGCAGCAGUUAAAACACAGUAACAUUGACGUGUCAUCCCUUGUAUGGUGAGUCAGAAAUUUUAAUUAAAUUGAAAUACAUUUUAA